AUGUCAGACAAAGUUUACGGGGAAUACCCAACCUACUACAAACAGCCCAUCAGAUGGGCUCGUUACCAUGCACACACCAAGCCACACUUCUUCUGGUCUGUGUUGUUGGGUCUUAGUGCCCCAGUCUUGUUGUUGGCCACUCCUUUGAGAAGAAAGUACUUGUACGCCGACCACGAGCCAAUUCCUAACGUUUACCCAUUGCCAACCAGACAAAGAGAUCAAAACUUGACUGGUUACGACGACGAGUAA
Molecule: messenger RNA, 249 nt
Organism: Suhomyces tanzawaensis NRRL Y-17324
Lineage: Eukaryota; Fungi; Ascomycota; Pichiomycetes; Serinales; Debaryomycetaceae
Exons: 2
Coding region: 1-249 (82 amino acids)
Source: RefSeq, a predicted model, not a curated record